Messenger RNA from Momordica charantia (bitter melon), 953 nucleotides. RefSeq names its product centrin2 (gene CEN2). NCBI's taxonomy places the organism in Eukaryota, Viridiplantae, Streptophyta, Magnoliopsida, Cucurbitales, Cucurbitaceae. Gene Ontology annotation, cellular component: myosin II complex. The record is from RefSeq and is a predicted model, not a curated record. Gene Ontology annotation, molecular function: calcium ion binding.
AGAAAAAAACAAGGCAUUAAAAUUUCCAUCAAUUCAACGUGCACACAGAAAAAACCGAAAGAAAAGAAACCGACCCCCAUGCUUAGUUUCCAAAGACGAAAGCAGAUUGGGAAUACAAUUCAAAGCAUUCGACGUUUUUGUUAAGACGUUCGAAAUUUCUCUGAUUUCAUUCUUCUGCUGCGGGAUCGUUCUCCAUGGCAAGCUUAUACAGAGGUGUUUCUAGGAAAGAAAAACCUAAAGGACGUCAUGGGUUAACCCCCCAAAAGAAGCAGGAGAUUAGGGAAGCUUUUGAGUUGUUUGAUACUGAUGGCUCUGGAACUAUUGAUGCGAAGGAACUUAACGUCGCAAUGAGGGCUCUUGGUUUUGAGAUGACUGAAGAGCAAAUUAGACAAAUGAUUGCAGAUGUGGACAAGGAUGGGAGUGGUGCCAUUGAUUACGAUGAAUUUGAAUACAUGAUGACAGCGAAAAUUGGAGAGAGAGACACUAAGGAGGAACUUAUGAAAGCAUUUCGCAUUAUUGACCAAGAUAACAAUGGGAAGAUAUCUGCCACUGACAUCAAGCGUAUAGCAAAGGACUUGGGUGAGGUCUUCACUGACAGAGACAUUCAAGAGAUGAUUGAUGAAGCAGACCGAGAUCAUGAUGGUGAAGUGAAUGUUGACGAGUUCAUUAGAAUGAUGAAGAGAACGACAUACGGAUUAUAGAGAGCAGAUUAUUAUCAGACCGUGUAUCAUCCACAUGAGGUAUGAUUAGGAUAAGUACAGAUGUAAGAAUAAGAGUCAUUUACAAAAUAUUGUGGUCAGGAUGAUGAAUGACUUAGUAUACCUUGUUUUGUAUUUAAAGUUUCUCUGAGUGUUAUUUGGAGUUCAUUUGAAUAUAUUUCGCCUCUUUUGAAUUUUGUGUAAUGCUUGUGAUUGACAUAUUUUGAAUUUUGUGUAAUGCUGUGAUUUCGAAUA